Messenger RNA from Acanthoscelides obtectus, 2190 nucleotides. The record is from the annotation of a GenBank genome assembly. NCBI's taxonomy places the organism in Eukaryota, Metazoa, Arthropoda, Insecta, Coleoptera, Chrysomelidae.
GUUUUUUAUUUUCAGAUAAAGACCUGGAGAAGCAAAGAAGAAAUGCGGUGGCUAGUAAUAAUUUUGAUUGGUCUGUUGUGCCAUGGGCCAAAGUCGUUAGCAGAAGAGGUGGAAGUGAUAGAAGCCAUUCCAGGUUCAGAAGAAAAAGAGCACAAGGCAGAAAAUGACUCAAAGACUGACCAGAUGGCGCUUGAUUCUCUGGAGGAACAAGAUCAGCCUCCAAAGAAACUGGCUUAUAGCGGAAGCCCUCACAGGACUCAGAACCUGCCUCCGAGAAACAACCACAACUACAACCACAAGCAGUUCGGCCCCCAGAAGAACAACAAACCCUACGAGAGCAAGAACUCCUACAAUGGGCCCCCUCCUCCUCCUCCAAAACAAGCCAUGGACAAGUACGGAACCGCCCCUGGAACCGCUCCAGGAGGGGGAGACAUUUGGCCAGCUCCGGUACCGGACAUGCCGAAGAUAGUGUCACUAGAUGUCAAGUGUGAGAAGAAUAGCAUGAAGGUGUAUAUUGGGUUCGAUAAGCCUUUCUAUGGGAUUGUCUUCAGCAAAGGUCACUAUAGCAACGUACAUUGUGUACAUCUACCAGCAGGCUUAGGAAGAACCUCAGCCCAUUUUGAAAUUGGAAUCCAUGCCUGUGGUACAUCAGGCAACACUGAAAAUGGGUUGUAUGGGUACGGUGCCGAAUCUGGAUCAGGGACCUACUUUGAGAACAUUAUUGUUAUUCAAUACGAUCCACAGGUCCAGGAGGUCUGGGACCAAGCCCGCAAACUCCGUUGUACCUGGCACGAUCAAUACGAGAAAUCCGUCACCUUCCGUCCUUUCCCAGUGGACAUGCUGGACGUCAUCCGCACGGACUUCGCCGGCGACAACGUCGGCUGCUGGAUGCAAAUCCAGGUGGGCAAAGGCCCAUGGGCCUCCGAGGUGUCUGGCCUGGUGAAGAUUGGCCAGACCAUGACGAUGGUGCUAGCCAUUAAGGAUGACGAUGCCAAGUUUGAUAUGUUGGUGAGAAAUUGCAUGGCUCACGAUGGAAAGAGGGCGCCUAUUCAGUUGGUGGAUCAGAGAGGUUGUGUAACCAGGCCAAAGCUGAUGUCUCGUUUCACCAAAAUUAAGAAUUUCGGAGCAAGCGCUUCAGUGCUGUCGUACGCACAUUUCCAGGCUUUCAAAUUCCCAGACUCCAUGGAGGUGCAUUUCCAGUGCACUAUCCAGAUCUGCAGGUAUCACUGCCCCGACCAAUGUGCUGACGGUAACUCUCUAACCCACAACGGCCUACUAGAUAUUCCGCACAGUGCCCCUGACAGUGGGUAUGGCAUACCUCCACCACUUCCCUCUCCAGUUGAUGCCUACUUGCAUCCAGGAAGGCCCAGAGAUGAACGUAGGACGAAGAGGGCCUUGAAAUCCAGCCCCGAAAAAGAAGUUGGGGUUAAUAAGGUGAUCCGCGUGGUAUCUACAGGAGACCUAACCUUCCCUCUAGAUGACACUACCAACACUACCACACCUCCAACCAUGGUUUUCCCAACAAAAGAAGAACUAGCAGGAGGUAGCAUGAUCUGCAUGACGACUCCAGGCUUUGCAGCAACUCUGGUUGUCCUUUUGGCCAUUUUGAUAGUGUCUUGUUUGAUGUCAGCCUUCCUUUGCAUCAAAUUGAAGCCUUUCAACAAUCACAAGUUAGGUGUCACCAUAGCCUACGCUCAUUCCCCAAAGGGCAAGAGUAAAAGUUGUUUUUAUUCUUGAUUAUUUUGGAAUCAUCGUUUGGCGUGUGUUGUAAUGUUGACGCUUUGAUUCGGUAUCGAAAAGUUUGAAUGCGAUUUAGUGGAGAAUACAGAAUCAAAUAUCGAGUGUUUUAAAUCCGACUCGAUUUUGGAAACGGUAAGAGAUUUAAGUUGGGGGGUAUUCUUAAAAGUACUUUACAAAAAUGCAUUACAUUUAUCCAAUUCUGUUAUUACCAAAUCUCUGUUUCACAAUUCAAAAAAAAAAGGUUUAGAUUAUUAUGUACCUUAUUGCCCCUAGCCCUUCAUUUAAGUGUUGAGUGUUGCAUAAGUGGCGAGUGUCUGAUUUCAACGUUUUUUUCAAAAUGGUUAAUGCACAUUUUUUAUCUCGACUAUUUGAAGUCUUGGUUAUUCGACAAGAACAAAAACUUAAAAUUAUAAAUAGACAAUUAAGUAAAAGGAAAAUAAUUUAAAAAAA